Truncatella angustata is the source of this 1191-nucleotide messenger RNA. RefSeq lists its product as uncharacterized. NCBI's taxonomy places the organism in Eukaryota, Fungi, Ascomycota, Sordariomycetes, Amphisphaeriales, Sporocadaceae. The record is from RefSeq and is a predicted model, not a curated record. Bases 341 to 787 code for a protein of 148 amino acids. The transcript has a single exon.
CUCCACUGUCUGUGCGCAGUCGGGUUAUGCACUGUAUUGUGGCGCAUUCUCGAAAAUUCCGACGCUCGAUAUUGACUUGACUUCACAGAGUCAACAAGAACGGCAGCACAACAGCUACAUAAUCUUCAAAAGUCUUCCAUCUAAUCGAAGCCAAUCGACUUCAACCGUCUUUGGUUACACGCAGCCUCAUUGAGUUUAUGACUUUGGACUCCAUGGUCCCAUAAAUCUCUUAAGAUCAAUAUUCAAUCUACUGUAUCAAAGCCGGGGCCGCCUGCUCGUGACCUUUGCCAACCGCACAGGGCUCAACACAGUGUCCGUUCUUUCUAGGCCAUCUAGAUCAAUGAGAUCUUCCAUCCUAGCAGCCCGCACUCUCCUCAGGGCGAGCUCCACGCGAUACAACGUCCCAUCAACCAGCAUUGCUGCACGGAGAACCAUGGCGUCAACGCCGUCAAAAGACUCACCUUCGCCAGCUCAGCCUUCAACCGGGACAUCAGCGAAUCCACUGGCAGAAAACUCCACAGGCACAGAUGGCAAACAACCUCUACCCCUGCCCGAGCCGCCCAAGGAUGGAGAGACUAUCAACCUCACCGUAGGCGGCGACGGCGUGAAGUUGGACCAUAUGGGGCCUUUGGUCGUCAACCAGGACGGGACCAUGAGCCGGAUCUCGAACUGGGCCGAGAUGAGUGAGAUCGAGAGGCAGAAUACGCUGCGGAUCCUGGGGAAGCGCAAUCAGCAGCGCCUGAAGAAGCUGAGAGAGGAUGCAGGUUUGAGCCCGGAUGGCAAUUAAGGAGAUUAUAGUGUUCGUGGAUGUAUCGUGAGGAUAAAGGGGCGGCAACUCUGGGACGAUCGAAAAUGGAAUCACAACGAGACAAGCGUGGUGACGUGCCGUAUCGCCGGGGAACGAGCGGCUCUUGAAUUAGUGGUACAAUUCUCCUUCGUGUAAGGGAGUUAGGAUGAGACGAUAUGGCGAUGUCGUGUUGUCUACAUCAAGGCGAAGCGACAGAGCUGUACAAUAACUAUGUAUCAUACCUGCGUUACCAACAUUACUCGCAACGUAUUCUUAGGUUUGAUAAUUAAUUUAGUAGAUCUGACAGAGCCGCUCUAGAAGAUAUCCCAACUUUCACAGAUAGAAAACAAGAAGGCUGGCCGCCAUGUAUUGUCUUCCGAAAAUCGUAGAUAUGUUUUCCUGGG